AUGGAUGAGGCUCAGUGUCUGGUGGAGGAGCUGAGGAAAUCCAAGGAAAGGGUCCAAAAGGAGAUUGAGCAGGUGAUUGGCUCACACCACCCACCAGCCCUUGAUGACCGCACCAAGAUGCCUUACACGGAGGCCGUCAUCCAUGAGAUUCAGAGAUUCGCAGACCUCAUUCCCGUUGGUGUGCCUCACAUAGUCACCAAGGACACUUAUUUUCGAGGGUUCAUCAUCCCCAAGAACACUGAAGUGUACCCCAUCCUGAGCUCUGCUCUCCAUGACCCGCAUUACUUUGAAGAACCAGACACCUUCAACCCUGACCGCUUUCUGGAUGCCAACGGGGCACUGAAGAAGAACGAAGCUUUUAUCCCCUUCUCGGCAGGGAAGCGCAUCUGUCUUGGUGAAGGCAUCACUCGCAAUGAACUGUUCUUCUUCUUCACCACCAUCCUCCAGAACUUCUCUAUAGUCAGCCCGGUGGCUCCUGAGGACAUCGACCUCACUCCUAAGGAGAGUGGUGUGGGCAGAGUAGCCCCAACAUACCGGAUCCGCUUCCUUCCUCACUGA
Marmota flaviventris (yellow-bellied marmot) is the source of this 558-nucleotide messenger RNA. Lineage: Eukaryota; Metazoa; Chordata; Mammalia; Rodentia; Sciuridae. The record is from RefSeq and is a predicted model, not a curated record.